AUGGCAUUUCUCGAUCUGAUGCUCGACAUGAACGCAAAAGGUGAGCUGCCAAUGGAGGGUGUACAAGAGGAAGUGGACACUUUCACGUUUGAGGGCCACGACACCACGUCGGCAUCGAUCAAUUGGUUCCUUCAUUUGAUGGGUGCGAAUCCAGAUAUACAAGAGAAAGUCCAACGUGAAGUCGAUGAGGUACUCGGGGAAACUGAUCGUGCACCUACUUACGAAGAUCUUGGCGCUUUAAAAUACCUUGAAGCAUGUAUCAAGGAAACAUUGCGAUUAUAUCCCUCAGUACCCCUCAUUGCUCGACAAGUCGUUGAAGAUGUCAAGAUCAAGAAUCACCUUUUGCCAGCGGGAACCGGCAUUGUUGUCAUACCAUCCAUGGUUCAUCGAGACCCGACCUACUGGGAUGAUCCGGAAGUUUUUCGUCCUGAACGAUUCAUCAGCGGAGAGCUCAAGCAUCCCUAUGCGUAUAUUCCAUUCUCGGCGGGAAGCAGGAAUUGCAUUGGUCAACGAUUUGCGCUGAUGGAAGAGAAAUGUAUUCUGGCACUGAUAAUGCGAAAUUUGCGAGUACGUUCCUUACUUCGCACGGACGAGAUGCGUGUUGCCGCCGAGUUGAUCAUUCGGCCGUUGUUUGGAAAUCGCUUGAAAUUUGAAAGGCGAUCAUAUGGCGACUAUGCACACUGCACUGCAUAA
This is a messenger RNA of Angiostrongylus costaricensis, 693 nucleotides long. The record is from the annotation of a GenBank genome assembly. Lineage: Eukaryota; Metazoa; Nematoda; Chromadorea; Rhabditida; Metastrongylidae.